Molecule: messenger RNA, 216 nt
Organism: Cyphellophora attinorum
Lineage: Eukaryota; Fungi; Ascomycota; Eurotiomycetes; Chaetothyriales; Cyphellophoraceae
Product: Glucose-repressible protein
Exons: 3
Coding region: 1-216 (71 amino acids)
Source: RefSeq, a predicted model, not a curated record
AUGGAGACCGUCAAGAACGCCGCCAACUACGUCGGUGACAAGGUCAACGAGGCCACUGCCACUGCCUCCAAGGAGACCAACAAGGAGGUCGCCAAGGACUCCAACGCUGAUAUCUCUACCCGUGCCACAGCGGCCAAGGAUGCUGUUGGUGACAAGUUCACCGAGAGCAAGAACUCCGCAUCUGCUGAGGGCAACAAGCAGGCUGCGAAGCACUAG